This is a messenger RNA of Rhagoletis zephyria (snowberry fruit fly), 609 nucleotides long. It is a transcript of the gene sisA, whose product is annotated as sisterless A. The record is from RefSeq and is a predicted model, not a curated record. NCBI's taxonomy places the organism in Eukaryota, Metazoa, Arthropoda, Insecta, Diptera, Tephritidae.
AUGUCUAAAUACAAUUCGAUUACUGCAUCUUCUCAAUUUUUGGAGCAACAAGCUUAUGCGCCAAUGCUAUACCAAAAUGUAGGCCCAUUACAAACUAUGUCUAUCUACCAACAACAAAUACAAAAACACAAUUUCGACGAAUUCAUCGCUAAUGAAAUGAGACGACUACGUAAUCAAUUAGCCGAAGAAGAGUCCAAGUAUGUGAAAGAUAAACUUGCUGAAAACCCAGUGGACUUGGAGCGUCGCACGCGUUCGCCAAAUAGUAGUGGCCGUGAAGAAAAUGUGACAAAUCCUGAAGACAUCGAGGCAAGAAGCAUCAGCUCACCUGAGCGUGCAACGCUACGUAAACAACGCGCCGUUUCUUGUCGCAAAUCGCGCAUUAACAAUAAGCUGAAGAAGGCUACACAGCAGUAUCGCAACGAUUUUUUGGCCGACAAGGUAUUACAAUCGAAGAAGACCAUUUCGGAGAUGAGGCGAAAAAUUAGAAGCGUCGAACAAAGGCUGCUGGCUAAGGGUCGCACUCAAGCGGAGUUGGCGCAGUUACGUACAAUUUAUGGUGUACCAACUAUUGACACUGGUGAUGACGAGGAAGUGAGAGAUGCGGAUGCG